CGUACCCGCCCUCCCGUGCAGGUGGCGCUUCUCACAGGCGGUCGUCCCGCGUGCCGCAGAGGGCUGAGCAGACCCGGUCAGCGGCCACUGCAGACACUUGCCAGGAUGUACAUGCAGGUGGAAACCCGCACCAGCUCCUGUCUCCAUCUGAAGAGGGCUCCGGGCAUCCGGUCGUGGUCCCUCCUGGUUGGCAUCCUGUCGACUGGGUUGGCUGCUGCCUACUACAGUGGAGAUAGUCUGGGUUGGAAGCUCUUCUAUGUCACAGGCUGCUUAUUCGUGGCUGUCCAAAAUCUGGAGGACUGGGAGGAAGCCAUCUUCAGCAAGAGCACUGGGAAGGUCGUUCUGAAAACAUUCAGCCUCUACAGGAAGCUGCUGACCCUUCUUAGAGCAGGCCAUGAUGAAGUGGUGGUCCUGCUUAAUGACAUCCGGGAUGUGAAUGUGGAGGAGGAGAAGGUCCGCUACUUUGGGAAGGGAUAUAUGGUAGUGCUGCGGUUCUCGACAGGCUUCUCCCACCCCCUCACCCAGAGUGCAGUCAUGGGGCACCGCAGUGCAUUCUACCCUUCCUGGUUGAUGUCCUCAGUGGUCAGGGUGGACCUGACCCUGGACAGGAUGCUUGGAUACUAUGGACUAUGGGGGAAGCACUGAAGAAGCUGCCUCUCCCCGAGGACCCCUGUCCGUCACUGACCCCAGGGAAAUGAACACUCCAGCCUCCUGCCCAGAUGCUUGCCUUAGCCCACCAGACUGCAGCAUGGUACUGGCCACCAAAGGACCACUGACUACCCUCCCCUCCCCUCAAGCCUGGGCAAAGAGAGAUCACCUCUUCCAGCAUCUUGUGGCUUGUGAAGACCAGAACUUCUGCAGAGACCCCUGCUCCAGCCCCGAGCCCUGCAAUCUGUAGGCGUAGAUCCCGCCCCUGGCUGUAGCCAUCUGUCACAGAAGCUGGAAGCCAGCCUGGGCCCAGGCCUGAGAGCCAUGGACUUCUCCCACUCAGCACCCAUGAUGUGCUUGUAGGCACAGCCAGGCAGAACUGGGAAGCCACAGCAUCCCUUAGACACAGGUCUGAGGCUGCUUUGAGGCCACUGGCCCUGGGCUGGGCAGGAUGAUCAGGCUGGCACCUUGGCAAGAGCAGAUCGCCUGCUUUGAAGUAGAUGCUCCUCAGCCCUGAGUUGGGAAACAUGGUACUUUAAUGAAUCUGGGAUGUUUUUGUUUCCUAAAAAGAAGUGUGUGAAAUACAGCAAGUGGUGUCUGGCUCAUCAGCCUAUGGGCUCAUUUUCUUGAUACUGGGGGCUAAACUAAGGGUCUUGUAUGUACUAGGCAGACAUAUCCCCAGGACAAAACUGAAACCAUGUUUUCAGUUUUGAGACAGUCUUGCUAAGCUGUGCAGCCUGGCCUUGAACUUGUGAUCUUCCCGCCUCAGCCUCCUGG
This is a messenger RNA of Octodon degus (degu), 1425 nucleotides long. RefSeq names its product chromosome unknown C17orf62 homolog (gene CUNH17orf62). The transcript has 7 exons. NCBI's taxonomy places the organism in Eukaryota, Metazoa, Chordata, Mammalia, Rodentia, Octodontidae. Bases 106 to 645 code for a protein of 179 amino acids. The record is from RefSeq and is a predicted model, not a curated record.